Cutaneotrichosporon cavernicola is the source of this 2697-nucleotide messenger RNA. RefSeq lists its product as uncharacterized. The record is from RefSeq and is a predicted model, not a curated record. Bases 1 to 2697 code for a protein of 898 amino acids. NCBI's taxonomy places the organism in Eukaryota, Fungi, Basidiomycota, Tremellomycetes, Trichosporonales, Trichosporonaceae. The transcript is spliced from 4 exons.
AUGUCGAGCUAUCCUGCUCGGCGCCCCAGCCGCACCCAAGGGUCCCAAACCGACCUCCCACCUCUCAACACCCGCCGCCACAACACGGCUGGUCCCAAGCGACCAGUCCCAACCACGCCCCUCACCCCGUUCAACCCCUCUCGCCGUCCCAGUACAUCCAAGACCAACGCCGCCGCCCUCAACAGACGCGAGCUUCCAUCCCUCCAGCAUGAUGGUGUGGAGAACACAGGCGACCCCGUCAACCGCCCGGUGAGGAAGAUCAGCCGCGUCACUAGCCGCGCCAUCAGCGGAACACUUCGCAGCGUGAGCGGCAGGUCGCGCAGCUUCUCAAAUCCCCCUCCCCCGAACCGCCGUAUCGAAGACUCUGAAUGCGCACCCCCGCCAAAGCGCCGCAUCGAGGACUCGUAUGACCUGCGAUCAUCCAAGCGUCGCUCCAAGAAGCCGCGCUUCGACAACUCAGAAUGCUCGGCCUCAGAAUCGAGCGACAGUCCCUACGACGCCGAGGGCGCCUCCUCCACCAUCCAGAAUGGCAAGCCGAUCAAAAAGCCCAACGCCAAGUCCACCCAACGUGGGACCAAGAGCAAGCAGUCAGCCCGCGGUGCCUCGAAGACAGUUCGUUCCGUUCGCGAGAACGAAUUACGCCGGAAGCAGGUAGAGUUGCGCGUCGCCCAGUUUCACGCCGGACGGAUGUACUGCCGUCACCCAUCGCACCCUCUGUACGACCCCCGCACCCACUUCACCCCGCAGGCGUACGCCUCUUUAAGGUUGGAUCAGAAUGGCGUAGACGCUCUGGGACCGGUAGUGGAGAAGUUGAUGUGGGAUGGGUUUACCGACUUGGAGCGGCGAAUGUUGGCAGCUCAGGUUGACCGUGAUUUUGUCAAGGGUGUCCGCUUGAUGUGGAUCAUCAACUACACCGACUUCACUGACGGUAUCCGGCCUCUCGCACAGCAGUGCGGGCGCUGUGUUAGGAUCCAGUACCCCUGCAUGAUCAUCAAGAACGGCAAGACGAGGCUCUGCAUGGGAUGUUACAUCUCGAAGGGCCAUUGCGUCUGCGCCACAGAGGACCCGAAAUACACCUCCUCCGAACCCUGGAAAGAUUUCCGCCUUUGGGUUCACCGCGCGUUCGGCUUUGAAGGGGUCGGUGACCGCCUCGGCCCAAUCGACUGGGAGGCCCACCUGCCUCCCGUGCCACUGGUUAAUCCGCUUGCUGCAUCCAUUUCAAGCAAGGAGGGGCAGAACGUAACCAAGCAGGCCGCGAAGCAUGUCGCCGAGGGCGACACGCCUGAUGGCAUCGUCGACGAAGUAACGUCGAAGCUCGCCGAGGUGGAAGUUAGCCCCAAUCCUAGCCCCGCCACAACCAAGCCCGCUAAGAGAAAGGGUUUUGAUACGGCCGAAGGUGUGGCCACGGUCCGCGACAAGAGCUUCCCGCAGCAGACCACCGCACCAUCGAGUAGCAACUCAGACUCUGCUGGGCAGAGAGCGCUGCCAUUCCGCUCGGAGUCAACCACCCCUUCCAUCACUCUCAGCAUCCCAACGCGACAGCCUCCCGCCCAGUCGCGGCAAAACACAAACGCGUUGGUGCGCGAGAGCCUCGGUGUCCCCGCCGCGGCAAACGUCCCAGAGUAUGUCACUCCAGCAUCCUCCAAUGCAUCCAAGACUAGCAUCCGCAGAGCCCCAGUGAAGGACUUCACGAACGCCGACACGCUCGCCCAGUUUGGGCUGCCAACCGAGGCUCGCGCUGUCCUAGGACAGCGACAGGUGGCUCCCACGGCGAGCGCGGGCAGCGGUAGUGACGUUGACGACACGAGCGACGAGGAUGACGGGCAGAUGGACGUUGAGGAGAUAGAGAACAACCGAUACUCCACAGCUCGGAUCUCCAAUCCUCCUCCCGCCCCGUGCGACCUGUCGUUGCGCACUCGCCACGCCGUAACCCGAGCGCUACUCGCCGGAGACCUUGCCGACCCAGCUUAUGCCGCCGCAUGGGAGACAGUGCAAGCCCACGUCCUCGUCCUCGCGCGCGACAUCAACCUUCCGGUUGAUCCGAAGCACUUCGCACCUCCUCACCUCUUCGUUGCGCGGAACGCGCUCGAGGCGCCCUUCCUUCGGUACCUCCUUGAGAAGCCAUACCUCACGGCGUGGAAUGCCGUGAAGGCAUUGUGGGACGGAGACUACCGCUCUUCCAUCAUCGGCCCGCUCGCACGGCGGCUCGCUUCGGACGUUGCCAUUGGCCCUCCCCUGCGGUUCCCAUCCUGCCCAUGGACAGUCGGAGACAGCUACUACGCCAUCGUCCCGAAUGGGAUGGUGGUGCUGCUCGGCUCCGAACGGCUUUGGGGAACGCUGCUGGUGCAGGGCACGUCCGUGAAGAUAUUCGCCACCAAGGCGUGGGAAAAGAAGUUUACUCGGGCGCGUAUCACAAGGUUCGUAAAGGUGCUUGGGUACGGCGCUCGCAGUGUGGUGUUCUCGUACAAGGCGCCUGAAGAGUACGGUACGGAGUUUGCGCUGUGGGCGUUCGAGCAGCUGGCCUCCAACUGCGAGUGGAAGCCACGGGGGAUCGAAGAGCCGUUCCUCCUAUCCAUGGGGAGGCGGCACGCUCUGGUCCUAGCCAACGACCAGGACAUUGCGCUCGGAAUGGCGAACAAGUUGGUCGGGAACAUGGAGCUCGUUACUGAGCUGGUGAACCGUGCUGGUCUGGAGUGA